Molecule: messenger RNA, 2757 nt
Organism: Toxotes jaculatrix (banded archerfish)
Lineage: Eukaryota; Metazoa; Chordata; Actinopteri; Toxotidae
Gene: cwf19l1
Product: CWF19 like cell cycle control factor 1
Exons: 14
Coding region: 78-1751 (557 amino acids)
Biological process (GO): mRNA splicing, via spliceosome
Cellular component (GO): post-mRNA release spliceosomal complex
Molecular function (GO): RNA lariat debranching enzyme activator activity
Source: RefSeq, a predicted model, not a curated record
GGCGAUGAACGGAGCGUUCAAACUGCAAAAUCCCAAACCACUCAGUUUAACAGGUUCGGCUGUAAUUUAGCCAAGAUAUGGGGGAACAGCCAGUGAGAGUCUUGGCGUGUGGGGAUGUUGAAGGCAGGCUGAACGCUCUGUUCAAUCGAGUCCAGACCAUCCAGAAGAAGGCCGGGCAGUUUGAUCUGCUGUUGUGUGUCGGAGAGUUUUUUGGAACAACAGCAGAGGCCGAGGCAGAGUGGCAGCAGUACAAAACUGGAGCCAAGAAAGUUCCCAUCCACACCUACAUCCUGGGAGCAGCGAGCCAGGAGACAGUGAAGAACUUCCCCAGCACCGAUGGCUGUGAGCUGGCUGAAAACAUCACGUAUCUGGGUCGGCGAGGUGUGUUCACGGGCGCGUCGGGACUACAGAUAGCCUACGUCAGCGGUCGGGAGGCCCAGCAGGAACCGGCCCCGGCUCACUGCUUCACCGCCAAAGAUCUGUCGGCUCUCGUGACUCCGCUGACCAGCAGCUCCAAGUUCAGAGGGGUCGACAUCCUGCUGACGUCACAGUGGCCCCGAGGAGUGUGGCACUACGCAAACAACCCGGAAGUGAACACUAAGUCCUGCGGAAGCAGCUCCAUCGCCAACCUCGCAGAAAAACUGAAACCACGAUACCACUUUGCUGCACUAGAGGGCGCUCACUACGAGAGACUCCCAUACAGAAAUCAUGUUGUUCUCCAGGAGAAUGCUCAGCACGUCAGCCGCUUCAUCGCCCUGGCAACCGUCAACAACCCCACCAAGAAGAAGUAUCUGUACGCCUUCAACAUUAUCCCCAUGAAGACCAUGGAUCCAUCAGAGCUGGUGAAGCAGCCACAGGACGUGACAGAAAACCCCUACAGACGCUCCACGAAAGACAAGACAGACGCACCAAAGACAGGCUUCAGUGCCACAGAGGAGGAGCAGCCGCCCGGUCAGUUCUUCUUCGACCUGAGCAGGAAGCAGGGGGGGGCUCCUCGGGGCAGGAAAAGACAUCCAGAUGGAGAGGGUCGAGGACGAGACCAGCAGUGUGACGGAGACAGGCAUCAUCAGGGACAACCCAAACAGCCCCGCAGGCACCCUCAGCCCACUGGUCCCUGCUGGUUCUGUCUGGCCAGUCCUCAGGUGGAGAAACACCUGGUCAUCAGCAUCGGAACGCAUUGUUACCUGGCUCUGGCUAAAGGUGGACUGACUCCUCACCACGUGCUGAUCCUUCCCAUCGGUCACUACCAGUCUGUGGUGGACAUGAGCUCUGAGGUGGUGGAGGAGAUGGAGAAGUACAAGUCGGCCCUGAGGAGUUUCUACAAGAGCAAAGGAGAACGCUGUGUGCUGUUCGAGAGGAAUUACAGAAGCCAGCACCUGCAGCUACAGGUCGUCCCGGUGCCACUGGACCGCUGCACCACUGAGGACAUCAAAGAGGCGUUCACGGUCCAGGCUCAGGAGCAGCAGAUGGAGCUGAUGGAGAUUCCUCAACACACCGACCUCAAACAGAUUGCUCCUCCAGGGACACCGUACUUCUACGUGGAGUUGGACACGGGGGAGAAACUUUUCUACCGCAUCCAGAAACAUUUUCCCCUGCAGUUUGGAAGGGAGGUUCUGGCCAGCGAGGCGGUGCUGAACAUCCCGACUCGAGCCGACUGGAGGGAGUGUAAACAGAGCAGGGAGGAGGAGGAGGAGACCUGCAGACAGCUGAGAGACGACUUCCAGCCGUACGACUUCGCCUGGGAUGACUAACACACACACACACACACACACACCACAGCCAGCAUCAUUGUUUUGUUUCUACUGUUGUCUUUUUACAAAAUUUCCUCCUUUAAACAUUUUGAGAAAAUACACGUAUUCACACACAGUUAUCCUCAGACUGACCCCAUCCUCACGUCUGUGUGGCGAAUGUGUAGCUUCAGUUAGCAGCUGCUUAGCUUAGCUCAGCAUAAAGACUGGAAACAUGGGGAAACAGCUAGCCUGGCUCUGUCUGCAGGUUUCAGAAUCCACUCACCAGCAUCUCUAAGACUCGUAGGUGGAUUGUUUUCUUUGGACAGAGCCAGGUCAGCGGUUUCCAGUCUUUAUGCUAAGCUAAGCAGCUACUAACUCCAGUAACAUAUUUACUGCACAGGCAUGAACAUGGUCUUGACCUUCUUAUCUAACUCUCAGCAGCAAAGCAAAAAAAAAGAAAUUUGCUAAAAUACGUUAUAAAUAAAUUUGGUUUAGUUGUUUUAUACCAGUGUUUUCUUUUUGAUAAUAUUUGACAGUUGUUGGUGCAGGGAUGGAGAAAACUCAGAGAUUUGCAGUGAAACAUUAGUUUUAUAAGAUCAUGAGAGCCUCAGUUAAAAGUUUCUUACAUUUUUUCAGAUGCUAAUAAUGACAAACGUUUAUUUCUCAGUCUUUUGUUUGUCAGAGUUGAAAUUUACAAAACAAAUAGUUUUGCAGGGAGAUGAACCCGAAACCUCAGAGCUCGGUGAGUAGUUUGUUUUUCUUUUUGUUUCUCAUGCUCCACGUUCGGGUUUGUGUAGGUGCUCGAUAAACUCCUUCACAAUAAAAGUUAAAAUCUACAGAGACUGAGGCUGGAAAACGUUUUUUAGAAAUGCAGCUCUGUAAAAACCUGCUGAACAGCAGCUCAGCAGCCUUUUCUAUCAUUUCUGUUGUUUUUUUUUCUAACUUCACAUCUCUGGGGAAAAAUGUUUUUAAAUCUAUUUCUUGUAUUUUGUAAAUGAACUACAAUUAAACACUUAUUUUAUUUUAU